UUUUCUCUCUCUGUCUCACACCAUGUGAAACUGCUCCGUUUUCAUCAUAUUCAUCUCUAUGAAAUCCAGAAGAAACAACUGAAACUGAAAACGAAAUCAAAGAAAACAAAAACGAAAACAAUGUUCAGAUUACACAAACACAAAUCGGAUAAAUUCGGAGAGAAAUGCGAUUUCAAGUUCUCUAACUUUCAGGCUGUUCAGGUUCCCAAAGGAUGGGACAAGCUUGUUGUAUCUAUUAUCUCUGUAGAGACAGGCAAAACCAUAGCUAAGUCAGGGAAAGCAACGGCACGAAAUGGAAAUUGCCAAUGGAUUGAGACUUUUUCAGAGUCUAUUUGGAGUCAACCGGAUGAUGCAUCUAAAGCUGUUGAAAAAUGCGUCAUUAAGUUUGUUGUUUCCAUGGGGUCAUCGAGAUCCGGCAUCCUUGGCGAGGCUUUUGUCAAUUUAGCAAGCUACAUGAGUUCAAAAAGUCUUAUUCCUAUUUCAUUACCAUUGAAAAAAUGUAAUAGUGGGACGAGCUUACAACUUAAAGUUCAGUGCCUAACACCCAGAGCAAAACUCAGGGAUGAACAGUGGAAAGACACAAAUUCAGAUAUGGAGGACGUGAAUGUUGACUAUGACGAGUUGGAAAACAAAUCAGAUGUUUCUGAUGGUACAUUCACAAGGAGUAUUGGAUCUUCAUCUAGCAACCAUUUGGAUGUUGCAUCUCAAGCAGGAGAACCAUGUAGUCGGAACAUGAGCUUCUCACCGUCAGCUUCUCGUAAUAGCUUUGACUCUGUAGAGGGCUCCUCUGGCAGGGAAAAUUUUUCCCCUCUAAGUUACUCAAGUGGAGUAGUGAACAAUCUGGUUGGAAGACAAGAUUCAGUUGGCUCUCAAAAUAGUUCUCCUUAUAGCUCUUAUUCUUUUCAUGAUCCAUUUCGGUCAAACCAGUCGUCCUUUAAUUCAAAAGCUGUAAAUUCCGGAAGCCAUCUUCAAACUCAAAGAGAAGAAUUCAAUCGAGUUCCACGUGCUGUUGCCUCAUCAACUUUACGGAGUGCUGGUUCAUCUAAAGACCUUCUGGAAGCUGCAGAAGUUACAAUUGAGGAGCUCCGUGCUGAAGCUAGGAUGUGGGAACAAAAUGCUCGAAAGCUAAUGAUUGAUUUCGAGAAACUACAGAAGGAAUCAUUGGAGCAAUCAACACGUCAAGCAAGCCUUGAAACUGCGCUCUCAGAAUCACAUGCUAAAUGUGAUAGCUUGAAUAAGGAAAUUGAGCAGCUGAAGAUCUUGGUUGAAGAAUCACAGGUGCAACCAACUGCUACUGAGAACUUGAAGUUUCAGGCCGAAGAUAUGGAAAAAAUUCUGAAGGAACUGGAAGAUGAGAUAAAGUUUCAAAAAGAAUCAAACACAAAUUUGAUGCUGCAGCUAAAGAAGACGCAAGAAUCAAACAUUGAACUUCUUUCCAUUCUUCAGGAACUUGAAGAGACUGUAGAGAAACAGAAAAUGGAAAUUGACAGUCUCUCUAAAACAAAACCAGAAGUUGAGGUAAGAAUGAAUGGCCAAGGGUUUGAAGACAAUAAGCAAAUGAAUACAACUGAGCAGAUUUUAGUAAAGAAGAUGAGAGAAAUCUCCUGUGAUUCAGAUAUGGAAGGAACUAUUAUCGAACACCCGACAAGAGAUUUGAAUGCUGAGGUUGGACAAGAGGAUAAGAGGAAGCUAGAACUUGAGCUACAGCAGUUACUGGAUGUUAAAAAGAAAUUGGAGAGUACCAUUCAGUUUCUGGAAAGAUCUCUGGAGGAAAAAAACCAUGAGGUAGAGCUGGAACGAGGUUCAAAGACUCAAACUCUAAUGGACUGUGAGGCAAAGUGGAGGGCUAUAAUAACUGAAAAAGAGAAAAAAAUCAUCAAUUUGGAAGCUGAGUUAUCUGAGGCUCGAAAUGCUCAAGAAUUGAAGGUAAUGGUUUCUGAAAAUAAAGAUAGUCACAAUCUAGUUGUAGAAGUUGAUGUUCUAAAACAGAAGAUUCAGGAACUUGAGAGGGAUUGCAAUGAACUCACGGAGGAAAACCUGGAACUUCUGUUCAAGCUCAAAGAAUCAAAAAAGGAUCUUGUGACGUCAGAUGCCUCUUCUAAAUCUUUAUCAAAUGAGUGUGCGGGGAACAAUUUUGCCUUUACAUCUAAAUCUGCAGGAAGAAAACUGAAGUCUCAAAUAUGCAAGCAUGAAGAUGACCUUGAGCACCAGUUGCAAGCUUUCAAGGACAAAGUUUGUUUUCUUGAUGGUGAACUCUGUAGUUGUCGCUCCAGAGCAGAAAAGCAGGAAAUUGAAAUUGCUGCUCUGCAACAACAGCUAGAACUUUACCAGAAAAAGGAAACUGAGAUUCAAGAUCAUCCUGCAGUUGUCUGUUCAAAGUGUAAGAUUUAUGAAUCAGAUACUUCCAUCGAAAUUUCGAAAUUGCUCUCUGAGUUAUAUGAACAGGUUCAACUCUCUUUAGACCAGCUAAAGAAGCAACAAUCUGGUCUUAUUCCUCAUGCAAGUACUGCGUGUAGUUAUGGCUUUGACAAGUCAGAAAUUUCAACGAGUACAGAUUUACAUACUCAAAAGGAGCAAGUUGAGGCUAUCUUGAAAGAUUUUAUCCAGCUGAAAACGUUUUUUGAAGCAAAAAUUACUGUUGAUGAGGAUGAACUUCAAUCUAACAAAGAAGUCGGAGCAACAGGGGAAAACUCAGAAGGAGUGAUUAAUUUGCAGGGUCCUCAUGCAUGUGAAAAUACUCAAAACACGUACACUCGGGAAGUAGAGAUUCAGGAUGCAGAAUAUGAAUCUGAAACUACAGAUCCUGCUAAGGAACUGUUGUCUCAGAUAGAUGAGCUCAAAUCUGAGAAUUUGCUGAAAGAAGAAGAGAUCAAUGCUCUAAGACAUUACUGUAGAGAGCUGGAAACUCAGCUUUCUGAUCUUCAAAAAGAAAAAGCCCUGUUGGAGGAAAGUAUGGAGACGAUGCUUAGAGAAGGAACUACCAACUCUAAACACUUGGAUGAUUUGCGUAAUGAAAUGAUGGUGCUGAAUAGCAACAUGUAUUCUCAGGUUUCAGCCAACAAGAUUCUUGAAAGCAAGUCUUCUGAGCUAGAGGGCGGCAAACAUGACCUGGAAGUUCACUUGCAUGAAGUAGAAGAAGAGAAUGUACAGUUGUCUGAACGGAUAUGUGGCUUAGAAGCACAGCUAAGAUAUUUGACUAAUGACAGAGAGUCAAGUCGCUUGGAAUUGGAGAAUUCAAAAUCUCUUGCUCAGGAUCUCCAGGAUGAGAUAAGAAGAUUGGAAGCUGAAAUGGAGGCUCUGAAAGCUGAAAUGAAACAGAAGUUACAGGACUCGCAAAAAAGAUGGAUUGGAGUUCAAGAAGAAUGUGAAUAUCUGAAAGUAGCAAAUCCAAAGCUACAAGCUACAGCUGAAAGUCUCAUUGAAGAAUGUAGUUUACUGCAGAAAUCAAAUGCAGAGCUAAGAAAGCAGAAAAUGAAGUUGCAUGAACACUGUGCAGUCUUGGAAGCUGAACUGGGAGAAUCAGAAAAUGUUUUUGCUGAUAUGUCAAAGAAACUUGAAGCACUUGAAGAAAAAUAUUCUUCAAUGCUGGAAGAAAUUGCUUCAAAGGAGAAAGCCAUUAACCUAGAACUAGAUGCAUUGCUUCAUGAAAACAAAAAGCAUAAAGAUAAAGUUGUUACUGAAGAGAGUCUGUUUAAUCAGAUGUACUUCGAGAAGACGGUUGAAGUUCAGAGCCUUCAAAGGGAGGUUGCACUCCUUACUGAACAGAUAUCUGCGACUCAAGAUGAAAAGGAUAGAACAGCUUCCGAAGCUGUACUUGAAGUGUCCCAUCUACGUGCAGAUAAAGCUCUACUUGAAGCUGCUCUUCAAGAAGUCAAAGAGAAACUAAAAUUAUUGGAGAGCAACCUUGAUACCCUCCAGGUGGAAUCUCAGGCGAAGGUGCAACAGCUUAUGGGUGAACUUGCUGCUUCAAAGCAAAACCAGGAAGUUCUGACGGCUGACCAUGAAAAACUAUUGGAUUUGUUGGAGGAUGUUAAAUCCAAUGAAGAGAAACACAGAAGCACCAUUAGAGGGCUUGAGUUAAAACUCAAAGCUUCUGAAUAUGAGAGGUUACAGGUAGCAGAAGAAGUUUCCAGCCUUAAGGUUCAAUUGGAGAAAACAGCACUGCUGCGGGAUGAAGUUCUGAGCCUUAAGAAAUCACUCAAUGAGGCCAAAUUUGAAAAUGAAAGACUGGAAGCUUCUUUCCAGAUAUUAUCAGGAGAUUACGAAGAACUUCGGGCUGAGAGAAGCCUAUGUAUGGAGAAAAUCUCUAGUAGUCAGAAGGCGAUUUCUGAACUAGAGGACUACAAGCGUAAAAAAGUUGCCCUCGAGGAAAAGGUUCUUCGGCUGGAGGGGGAUUUAACAGCAAGAGAAGCAGUAGGUUCCCAGGAAGCAGUGAUUAAAAAUGAGCUCGCGCAGAUAAGGAGGGAAAACAGCCAAUUCCAGAGAAAGAUAAAAAAUCUUGAGAAGGAGAAGGAAGAAUGUAUGAAAAUGGCUCAAGCUCUUGAACGGGAAUUGAAGCAGACGAAAGAAAUAAAACAGGAUAAUCUUGAGUCUGUUGCAAAUCUUUCUCAUCCUGAUUCAACUGCUACCGGUACUUCUCUCCAUGACAAAUUGAAGGAGCAAGACAAUGGCAAUCUGCAGACCAAUGAGAAGCCAUCUGCGGGAGCUGGUCAACUACAACAAAACCAAAGACAGGUUGAUAACGACCAAAAUUAUGAUACUUUGUCGAAGAUUCAGUCUCUUGAGAAUGAACUAGCCGAGGCUUUGGAGGCAAACGACAUGUAUAAACAACAGCUUAAGAGAUUUUUAUCCAAUGAACUGAGUGAAGAUGGAGCUGUGAAGAAAAAUGGACACGAUCUAAAGGCAGCAUCACUCGAGGCAGAGCUGAAAGAUCUUCGUGAACGCUACUUUCAAAUGAGCCUUAAGUAUGCUGAAGUCGAAGCUGAACGAGAGCAGCUUGUGAUGAAGCUCAAAGCUGGCAAUGGUCGAAGAAAAUGGUUUUGAUGAAUUAAAUAAAUUCUAGGUGAUUUUUUUUUCAGCUCUAUCUUAUUCUUUUUACUCACUAAUUUUUUGUCCUCUAUAGUUUAUAUAGCCCGUUGUUAGUAUCCAAAAAAAAAAAAA
Messenger RNA from Pistacia vera, 5160 nucleotides. Its product is annotated as myosin-11-like. The coding region runs from base 121 to 5043 and encodes 1640 amino acids. NCBI's taxonomy places the organism in Eukaryota, Viridiplantae, Streptophyta, Magnoliopsida, Sapindales, Anacardiaceae. The transcript is spliced from 9 exons. The record is from RefSeq and is a predicted model, not a curated record.